GCAAAUGAAGCAUCGUCGUGGCGGUGACUUGUCCGGCGGUCAGCAGCAGCAAUUGGCAAUCGGCCGCGCCCUGGCCAGUCGCCCACGCCUGUUGAUCCUCGAUGAACCCACCGAGGGCAUCCAGCCGUCGGUGAUCAAGGAGAUCGGCGCGGUGAUCAAAAAACUCGCGGCCCGGGGCGAUAUGGCGAUCCUGCUGGUGGAGCAGUUCUACGACUUUGCCGCCGAGCUGGCCGACCAGUACCUGGUGAUGUCACGUGGGGAAAUCGUCCAGCAAGGCCGUGGUGAAAAUAUGGAAAGCGAAG
Messenger RNA from Closterium sp. NIES-67, 302 nucleotides. Lineage: Eukaryota; Viridiplantae; Streptophyta; Zygnematophyceae; Desmidiales; Closteriaceae. The record is from the annotation of a GenBank genome assembly.